Menidia menidia (Atlantic silverside) is the source of this 2505-nucleotide messenger RNA. NCBI's taxonomy places the organism in Eukaryota, Metazoa, Chordata, Actinopteri, Atheriniformes, Atherinopsidae. The record is from the annotation of a GenBank genome assembly.
CGAAAGCUUUUUAUCGGGUUUUUUCAUAUAUAUAUAUAAGUUGGUUUUCAGCUAUUUUGCGCUUGUCCUGGUGCAACAUGUGGUGGAUGCUGUUUCCCCGAUGGAUUUGGUUUCUUCUCGGGCAGUGUUACACUAUAUUCCUUUGUAUGGACAGCUGCCGCGUGAGAGCAAUGCCCAUGAUGUCGGUGGCAAAGUUGGUGUACUCUCACGCAGGUAUGUGUCCGAAUGAUCUGAACCCCAACCUGUGGGUGGAUGCUAUGAGCACCUGCAUGCGCGAGUGCGAAUCUGACCAGGACUGCGAGACGUUUGAGAAGUGUUGCCCCAAUGUGUGUGGUAAUAAGAGCUGCGUGGCGGCGCGCUACAUAGACAUCAAGGGCAACAAGGGUCCUAUCGGAAUGCCAAAGGGUGCCACCUGCGACAAGUUCAUGUGCUCCCAGCAGGGCUCUGAGUGUGACAUCUGGGACGGCCAGCCUGUUUGUAAGUGCCGAGACCGCUGUGAGAGAGAACCCCACUUCACAUGUGCCUCUGACGGCAUGACCUAUUAUAACAAGUGCUACAUGGAUGCCGAGGCCUGCUCCAAGGGAAUCUCAAUCUCUGAGGUCACCUGCAGGUAUCACCUCACCUGGCCAAAUACCAGUCCAGUCCCUGUGGAGACCACCUUACAUCCCACAACUGCCCUCCAAACCACUCUCCCAACCGACAUUCAGCUCCCUGCCAUACACAGUGGACCCACCAAACAGGCCGUUUUUGUGGGCGAGACGGCAAGCUUCCUGUGUGAGGUGUCUGGAAAGCCGCAGCCCGAAAUCACCUGGGAGAAACAACUGAAAAGCAAGGACAAUGUAUUAAUGAGACCCAAUCACGUGCAAGGGAAUGUUGUCGUCACCAACAUCGGCCAGCUGGUUAUAUACAACGCCCAGCUUCAGGACGCUGGAAUCUACACCUGCACAGCCAGGAACGUGGGAGGAAGCGUGUCGGCACACUUUCCCUUGGUGGUGAUCAAGAGAGAGCCGAAAGAUGGAAAUGCCGACGGGAAUAGCACCAACCUGCCUUUUCCGCCCGCCGAGUGCCUGAAGAGUCCAGACACCGAUGAUUGUGGAGAGGAGAGCAUGAGCUGGUACUACGAACCGAAGAGGAACAACUGCUUUACCUUCACCUACAGUCAGUGCAACAAAAACCGGAACCAUUUCGACACCUAUGAAGCGUGCAUGCUGUCGUGCGGAGGAGAGCUGGCAGCGCCCUGCAGCCUGCCCAGCCUACAGGGGCCCUGCAAGGCCUACGAGCCCCGCUGGGCCUACAGCAGCAGCCUGAAAAAGUGCCAGUCCUUCGUGUUUGGAGGCUGCGGUGGGAACGAAAACAACUUCGAGUCCAAAGAAGCCUGCGAAGAGAUGUGUCCCUUUCCCAAGAACCACAACUGCAAGAUAUGCAAGCCCCGAGGCAAGAUGGUCACCAGCUUUUGCAAGAGCGACUUUGUCAUCCUGGGGCGCGUGACGGAGAUGACCGAGGAGCAGGAGUCCGGCCACGCUCUGGUGACCGUGGAGGAGAUCCUGAAGGACGAGAAGAUGGGCCUGAGGUUCUUCGGUAAGGAGCCGCUGGAGGUGACUCUUCUGAACAUGGACUGGAACUGCCCCUGUCCAAAUAUCACCAUAGCGGACGGGCAGCUCAUCAUCAUGGGGGACGUCCACAACGGGAUGGCGGUCCUGCAGCCGGACAGCUUCGUGGGCUCCUCCAGCACUCGCAGAAUCAGAAAGCUGCGCGAGGUCAUCCACAAGAAAACCUGCGAUUUCCUCAAAGAUUUCUCCGCUGCCCAGUAGACUGGUGCUCAUGAAAACUCAGCCAGAGUGUUUCUUUUUUUUUUUGUCAGAUUACUCCAGGUUUCAGUGACCUCAGCAGUCAAACAGACCGCCAGGAAACACAAAGCUAAUUUAUCUGUACUGUUGGAAGUUUUGUUUUCUGUUUCAUGUUGUUUUCCAUCUCGUUUCUCCUCACACAACUCAGAAGAACCUUUUCACAAAAGGAAUUUGUCUCAUAUUUUCUUUGCCUUUGGAAAUGUUUUGUUGAAUACACUAAUAUCAUUCAUUUAUCUAAUGUGUUCUAAUGUGAUUAGUAUAUGUUUUUAAUGUUUUGAUGGGUAUCUCAAAGCUGUUCUGAGCUCUUCAGCUCUCAGUUAUGCAAUGUGAAGCCUCAGUUUAUCUACAGGAAUCAAAUAAGCUCUUUUAUUACUUUUUUUGUGGAAUUUGUUUUUGAUAAGUUUUCUUUUACAAUAUAAAUUUUGUAUGUGGACUUGUGUAUUUCAUAUUUAUUAUUUUUCUUGACCUUUGGUAGGGCCUUGGCCAGUAACAAUACAUAGUACAAAGGAAUAAUGUAUCGCUGUUAAUCCAAUUACAUACCGAACAAAGAAAAUUUUCAUCCAUGCUAGCUUUUACUUGUUGCUGAAUAAAGGCACUUCUGAAAGUACCCCCUUCACUUCUCCUUUCUAAUCUCUUUCCUCUGCUGGAGGAAAAAUAC